AUGCCCCAAUCUUCUAAAGACCGCACGGGAAUUUGGUCCUACAUUCCUUUCGGUUCCUCCCCUCGCCGCCGCUCCGUCUCCAACGGUCUUCCCCUGAGAAAUACCGGGGCCACCUCGUCCACUUCCUCCGACCACGCUCCCUGGGAUCCCUUUGAGAAAGCAGAGAGACAAACUGCAGGCUCCGGGCACCCUACAUCUUUCAACCUGGAGUCCCUCAAGCACGCCUGGAUGAACCAGACGCAACAGGCCCGGUAUCUAAAGACCGGCGGCGUCUUGACUUUUAUCGUCCUUCUGUACCUGUUCUUGUCAGGCGGAAAGGGUGGAUCGACCACAAACAUCUACACUCCGGCAGACUCCCCUACUACAAAAUGUACUCAGCCCCACGAUCUCUCCAAGCCUCUGGUGCAAUAUGCCCUCAUGAUCGAUGCAGGGAGCACUGGGAGUAGAAUCCAUGUCUACAAAUUCAACAACUGCGGGCCCACCCCCGAAUUGGAACACGAGGAGUUUAAAAUGACCGAGAAGAAGGAAGGCGGAUCCGGCUUGAGUUCAUACAAGACUGAUGCCGAGGGCGCAGCAAAGAGUCUGGAUCCUUUGAUGGAGGUCGCCCUCAAGACCGUCCCGGACGCCUACAAGUCUUGUUCUCCCGUGGCCGUCAAAGCCACCGCCGGUCUCCGUCUUUUGGGCGACCAGAUGAGUCAGGCCAUCCUCGAGGCGGUUCGAACCCGCCUUGAGACAAAGUACCCGUUCCCCGUGGUUUCUCGAGAAAAGGGAGGUGUCCAGAUCAUGAACGGCGAAGAUGAGGGUGUCUUUGCCUGGAUCACCACAAACUAUUUGUUGGGCAAGAUCGGAGGCCCCGACGAGACCCCUACUGCAGCUGUUUUUGAUCUUGGUGGUGGCUCAACUCAAAUCGUCUUCCAGCCCACUUUUAAGGGGAGCCCGGGCGGAGGGAUGCCCCCCAAGAUGGCCGAGGGUGAUCACAAAUACAAGCUGAAGUUUGGUGGCCGCGAGUUUGAGCUGUACCAGCAUUCUCAUCUGGGCUAUGGUCUCAUGUCCGCCCGCAAGGCCCUCCAUGCCUCUGUCCUCGACCACAUGCACAACCAGAAUCCAAACUCCCAGGCCUGGCUGUCCAAACCCAUCCCCAACCACUGUAUCACCCCAGGUAUUGAGAAAAAGGUCGAAGUCACCAUGCCUGAUGGGCACCCACUCGCCGGUGAGCAUACGGUUCUCAUGCAAGGCCCCAUCGACGCCAUUCCCGCUCAAUGUCGCGCUCUUGCCGAAGGCAUCCUGAACAAGGAUAAGGCCUGUGGCCUGGCUCCUUGCUCUUUCAACGGUAUUCAUCAGCCAUCCCUGGAAAAGACUUUUGCACGCGAGGAUGUCUAUAUUUUCUCCUACUUUUAUGACCGCACCUUCGAGUUGGGCAUGCCUGAGUCGUUCACACUCCGUGAGCUACAGGAUCUGACGAACAAGGUCUGUGGUGGUGAGGAGAAAUGGACCGCCUUUGCAGGGAUUGAGGGCGCCCUGGCCGAGCUCCAUGAUCGACCAGAGUGGUGUCUGGAUCUCAACUUCAUGAAUGCUCUCCUCCAUACUGGUUACGAGAUGCCCAUCGAUCGUGAGGUUAAGAUCGCCAAGAAAAUUAAGGGCAAUGAGCUGGGCUGGUGUUUGGGUGCCAGUCUACCCCUACUGGAAAAGGAGAGUGGUUGGGAGUGCCGCAUCAAGCAGGUUUCAUGA
Exophiala bonariae is the source of this 1728-nucleotide messenger RNA. RefSeq names its product Guanosine-diphosphatase (gene GDA1). Lineage: Eukaryota; Fungi; Ascomycota; Eurotiomycetes; Chaetothyriales; Herpotrichiellaceae. The transcript has a single exon. The record is from RefSeq and is a predicted model, not a curated record. Gene Ontology annotation, molecular function: hydrolase activity. Gene Ontology annotation, biological process: protein N-linked glycosylation. Gene Ontology annotation, cellular component: Golgi apparatus. Bases 1 to 1728 code for a protein of 575 amino acids.